GGAUCAUUUGUUAUGAUUCACUUAUCAAGCACACCAGACAGGAGACAUUUAGUAAUGAAAUGAAAUCCAUUGCAACAUUGAUCCCCAAGAUGCUGAAGCGGGCCAACGUCAUCGACGAUGAAUCUCCAUGGACCAUAGAGCGUCAACCUGAAGUUCCUCAACAACAAAAUGGUUCGGACUGCGGCAUGUUCUGUAUAAAAUUCAUAGAGAUUCUCUCAGCCGAUAAGGACGUGACCAUUUUGAAACCUGAGGACAUGAGAUUUAUUAGGAAAAAAUUUGCAGUCGAGACAUGGAAAAUGGGCACGAUGAGAAUGUAAUUUCUAUUUGAUUAACAUAUUAUGUUUAUUUAAUAUAUACAACUGUAAUUAUUUCAUUUAUAUAUAUGAUAUUCUAUAUUUACCAACGAAGACAGUUUGAG
Molecule: messenger RNA, 418 nt
Organism: Tripterygium wilfordii
Lineage: Eukaryota; Viridiplantae; Streptophyta; Magnoliopsida; Celastrales; Celastraceae
Product: putative ubiquitin-like-specific protease 1B
Exons: 2
Coding region: 60-317 (85 amino acids)
Biological process (GO): protein desumoylation
Cellular component (GO): nucleus
Molecular function (GO): deSUMOylase activity
Source: RefSeq, a predicted model, not a curated record